Petromyzon marinus (sea lamprey) is the source of this 7796-nucleotide messenger RNA. The record is from RefSeq and is a predicted model, not a curated record. NCBI's taxonomy places the organism in Eukaryota, Metazoa, Chordata, Hyperoartia, Petromyzontiformes, Petromyzontidae.
UAUAACUAAAAAUGGCAAAGGCCUGUAUAUCAGCCUUGCCUCUGGGGUGUUGAAGCAUCGCUUUCUGAUUCACGUGCUUCGUAUGCUGCAUUCUGCACAAGGACUUUUGACUGGGGCAUUACUUGGGUCAUUAUAUACCUUCAUCAGGCAUCAACAUCUUGGGGAUGCGUGCGGAGCAGGGCAUUUGUUUACAGAACUUCCCCCUCUAGGAUUCGGUGUUCAGCCACCUUGCACGUUGGCUUGGGCCAGUCAGUGGUGUGGAUACGCGUGUGCUUUCUGUGUUGGAGCAGGGAGGAUGAAACCAUCCAAUCCGGCUUGUCCAACAAGCAGCCCACUGAAUGCGGCAAGGGCAUUCCUGUGCCGGUCACAUCGUCGCUUGUGCGCGUGUGUCUUUGAGAGAAGGAGAAUACGUGCACCAUACAGUGCGUUUCUCCAAUUUCCCAGCGCAACAAAGCUAAGCCGUGAUGGAGGCAGGACGGCAAUCUUGUAGGCACGAUGAGGAGGCGGUGGUGGAUCGCGGAAAGACCAGCACCAUCCACACGACCAACUUUGAGAAGGAAGACCUGGAUGCUCACCGGACCGUGUAUAUCGGCCUGCACGUGCCCUCGGGCAGACGCAGUCACCGGCGUCACCGACAUCGGGGCCACCGGCACCACCACCGGCGACGGGAACGCGAGCGGGAGGCGAGCCAGGAUGACGCCGAGUCAUCUGCUUAUGAUACGCCGUCGCAGCGUGUGCAGUUCAUCCUGGGGACGGAGGAUGAUGACGAGGAGCAUAUCCCUCACGACCUCUUCACCGAAAUGGACGAGAUCUGCAUGCGCGACGGGGACGAGAGCGAAUGGAGGGAGACUGCCCGGUGGUUGAAGUUUGAGGAAGACGUGGAGGAUGGUGGGGAGCGCUGGAGCAAGCCCUACGUGGCGACACUGUCACUGCACAGCCUCUUCGAGUUGCGCAGCUGCAUCAUGAGCGGCACGGUCAUGCUCGACAUGAAGGCCAGCACACUGGAUGAGAUAGCAGACAUGGUCCUGGACAACCAGGUGUCGUCGGGCCUGCUGGACGAGAGCGUACGCGACCGAAUGCGGGACGCGCUGCUCAGGAAGCACCGGCACCAGAAUGACAGCAAGCUCAGCAACAAGAUCCCGAUCGUGAGGUCGCUGGCCGACAUGGGCAAGAAGUACUCGGAUGUUCACGUGCAAGACAAGAAUGGCCACCUCCUGUCUCCUCCGACCGCCCCCGGGCAAACGGACGUGGAGGGCAGACAGCAGGGUGACUGCCGCCAGGGGGUCAGCCGUGAUAACAGCAACAUGGACUUCAGCAAGGUGGACCUGAACUUCAUGCGCAAGAUCCCCCCGGGGGCGGAGGCCUCCAACGUGCUGGUGGGCGAGGUGGACUUCCUGGAGAGGCCACUCAUCGCCUUCGUGCGCCUCUCCCCGGCUGUGCUGCUGACGGGGAUAACUGAGGUUCCCAUCCCAACCCGGUUUCUGUUCUUUCUGCUGGGGCCACCAGGCAAGGCCCAGCAGUACCACGAGAUCGGCCGGUCCAUUGCAACUCUAAUGGCCGAUGAGAUUUUCCACGACGUCGCCUACAAAGCGAAAGACCGCAAUGACCUCCUGGCGGGGAUCGACGAGUUCCUGGACCAGGUGACGGUGCUGCCUCCCGGAGAGUGGGAUCCCUCCAUCCGCAUCGAGCCCCCUAAGAGCGUUCCCUCCCAGGAGAAGCGGAAAAUGCCGAAUGUGCCAAACGGCGGAGCGCCUGGGGCCGAGCCAGAGCAUGAGGGUCAUGGCAUGGGACCAGAGCUGCAGCGAACUGGCAGGUUGUUUGGAGGGCUCGUCGUUGACAUCAAGCGGAAGCUGCCCUGGUACUGGAGCGAUUACCGCGAUGCCCUCAGCCUGCAGUGUGUGGCCUCCUUCCUCUUCCUGUACUGCGCCUGCAUGUCUCCCGUCAUCACCUUCGGCGGACUCCUCGGGGAGGCCACCGAGAAUAGAAUAAGUGCAAUCGAGUCGCUGUUUGGCGCCUCAAUGACGGGUAUUGCGUUCUCGCUGUUCGCGGGGCAGCCCCUGACCAUCCUGGGCAGCACGGGACCCGUGCUCGUUUUUGAGAAGAUUCUCUACAAGUUCUGCAAGGACUACGGGCUGUCAUACCUGUCGCUGCGUGCGUCCAUCGGCCUAUGGACGGCGUUCCUCUGCCUGUUGCUGGUGGCCACGGACGCCAGCUCGCUCGUGUGCUACAUCACACGUUUCACCGAGGAGGCCUUUGCCUCGCUCAUCUGCAUCAUCUUCAUCUACGAGGCGCUGGAGAAGCUCGUGCACCUGGGUGAGACGUACGAAGUCAACUCUCACGGGGACUUGGAGCAGCUCACGCACUACUCGUGUUCUUGCGUGGAGCCCCAAGAUCCCAGCAAUAAGACGCUGCUGUUGUGGCAGAAUCUGAAUGUUACGCCCGACUCAAUACCCUGGGCAAACCUGACUGUCAGCACUUGUCAGCAGCUGCACGGGGACUUUGUGGGCUCGGCGUGCGGACACCACGGACCCUUCGUGCCUGACGUGCUCUUCUGGUCCGUCAUCCUCUUCUUCUGCACCGUUUUCCUCUCCGCCUUCUUCAAGCAGUUCAAGACCAUGCGCUAUUUCCCUACCAAGGUCCGAUCAACGGUCAGUGACUUUGCCGUGUUCCUCACCAUCCUGUCCAUGGUGCUGGUUGACUACGCUCUGGGGAUCCCGUCCCCAAAACUCAAGGUCCCCAGUGAAUUUAAGCCAACACGCGAUGACCGCGGCUGGUUCGUGAACCCCAUUGGAACCAACCCCUGGUGGACCUUCCCGGCAGCGCUGGUGCCUGCCCUGCUCUGCACCAUCCUCAUCUUCAUGGAUCAGCAGAUCACGGCCGUCAUCAUCAACCGCAAGGAGCACAAGCUCAAGAAGGGCUGCGGCUACCACCUGGACCUGUUGUGCGUGGCGCUGAUGCUGGGCGUGUGCUCCAUCAUGGGGCUGCCUUGGUUCGUGGCGGCCACGGUGCUCUCCAUCUCGCACGUCAACAGCCUCAAGCUCGAGUCGGAGUGCUCCGCGCCCGGCGAGCAGCCCAAAUUCCUGGGCAUCCGCGAGCAGCGCUUCACGGGGCUCAUGAUCUUCCUGCUCAUGGGCUGCUCUGUCUUCAUGACCACAGUGCUCAAGUUCAUCCCCAUGCCUGUGCUCUACGGUGUGUUCCUGUACAUGGGCGCCUCCUCCCUGCGUGGGAUCCAGCUGUUUGACCGGCUGAAGCUGUUCGGAAUGCCGGCCAAACACCAGCCCGACUUCAUCUACCUGCGCCACGUGCCGCUGCGCAAGGUGCACCUGUUCACCGUCAUCCAGGUCUCCUGCCUCGUGCUGCUCUGGGUCAUCAAGGCAUCGCCCGCCGCCAUCGUCUUCCCCAUCAUGGUGCUUGCGCUGGUGUUCAUCCGGAAACUGAUGGACCUGUGCUUCACCAACCACGAGCUGAGCUGGCUGGACGACCUCAUGCCCGAGAGCAAGAAGAAGACCCUCGAAGAUGACGACGAUGACAAGGACGAGGACCCCGACGGAAUCAUUGAAGUGUCUGACGUGGGCACCGUCCAGCUGCCCCUGAAAGGGGGGGACGUUCUCAACAUCCCCAUCAAAAGCAUCAAGUACAGUCACGAGGACCCAUCCAUCAUCAACAUCUCACAGGAAAUGGACAAGACGUCCAUGUGGAGGGCGGUGACUGGGAGCACUGAGAAGGCGGAGAGCUCUGCAACCAAGAGCCAAGAGCGUUUUAGACUGGAUGGCCACAAGGACAAGAGGUUCGGCGUUCAAACCGAGACAUCGGUGUGAAUAGGUGACCAGCUCAGCACGUGGAUCCGGGACGCGAGACUUGAGGCUCGCAAGCGAUGCCUGGAAGGGUCCACAUCGUCAUCCAAUUCAGCCAAACUGUUGGAUUCUCUCUUAUCUGGCACUUUUUACACAUUGCAGUUCAGCAGCCAUGUUUGAGAAUCUAUUGAGUCGUUGAGUAUAAUUCACCUGUUCCUCGGAAGGUAGUAUUCACUGUUAUUCAGUGUCAAAAAAUUGUUAAAUCUCCCAAAAAAUGGUGGCGAUAUAGCCAUUUUUCUGCCACAUUUUGGCAUGUACUGCCUUUUCCUGUCAACAUGUGAAUGAUACUUUACUAUUUUUUGUUCAUGACAAUUUGAUCACGCUAAAAUGUAAUAAUUCACUUGCACCAAUUUAAAUAUGCAUUGCCUCACACAAAGUGAGGUGUAUACACUCUUGUCCACUGCAAGUUUUAAAAAUGACAGUUUUGUCAAGCCAUAAAAAUUAAUGUUUUUAGAUUCCUUGAACCAAGUUACAGACCUUUGUAAACAAAAAAAGUCACCGAAAUACAUUUCAAAUACUUUAUUUUCACUAGCAAAGUUUGAAGCUACUGCACCAUUAUCUUUUCGACGUAGUUCAGUAAUAAUAUCUAUCUUGUUCAAAUAAAGAUGAGAAGAACAGAUUUUUUUUGUGCGGUUGGACUGUCAUAACACGAGGUCACCUUUUGAGCUUGAAAUUGGAUGAAAGACAGGGUGUUGGGAACGUUUGUAGAUGAUUAUGAUGUUGAUAAUAUAUUUUUUUCACCAUGCAGAAGCUCACAUUGCUCAGCCGGUUUCAUAUGUUUGCAAUUUAACAAUGUUUAUCUUACAAGGUGGUUAAAUUGGCAUCUGCAAGUGGAAAUGCUGUGUUAGGACAUCUGACUUAUUCUAUGAAAUUAUCGAUUAAAAAGGCGCCAUUUUCCCUAAUCAUCACCGAUUAUAAAUAUUUUCCUUUCAGGGCAAAGUCAAUAAAUGUGAGGUUUUUUUUUAUUUGUGCUUUUGCACCACUGCCAAUGCAGUACCACUUUAAAAUAUGGUUCAUUCAUUCAACUAGGGUUGCUCAUUUGGAAAUAAACUGAGUCCUGCCUGAUUUUGCUCAUAUUACACUCAAAUGUGCAAAAGAGCAUACUUCAAACUGGUGAUUGAGACAUCACACACUCUUGGUUUGCCUGCUAUUAUUUAUGGGGACGUUCCACAGUGUCCCAUAUACCUGAUUGACUGCCAUGGCAUCACAAGCCUUCCUGGUUGAACAGUGCAGUAGUCUGGAACCCGUUAUCAUGAAAUGUAGGUUUCAAGGCCACUAAAGAGUAUGUGUUCUGUUAGUUUACGCUUACAGUGUUAGUGUUUUAGACGUGAUCGUAUGGAUUUACAUUUCCGAGUGUGAUAAAGCAGAGCCCAUUUGUUACGUUCAUACAAUUACACGAGGUCAAACAAUAUGUUGAUGUACAGUGCAUGGAGAAAAUGUCUUAAGGCAUAAGAGAAAGCUUUCGCUUAGAACACUGAGACUGAUUACUUGAUAGGCAGUGGCACAGAGUAAACUGAUAUUUGUAAAAUACACUGAAGCCUCAUCUUGAUGUGGUAGCUGAAAAAUCUUGUUGUCGGCAGGUGCAAUGUAAGAUUGUGAAAGUACCAAUUUCCUUUGACAAACGUAAGAUUUUUGUGGUUUAAAAUUUCUGCGGGAAUCAAUUGCGUUGUUUUAUUUCACCAGUUGAGUGAGUAAUUCUGAAGGUGUAAUAUUCUUGUUUAAAAUUAGACUGAUACCAGCAAUCAUUGGCGUCCUCUUGAUAAAUUAUGUCACAGGGUAUUUUAAUAUUCCAUUUGCAAUCGACAGUAAAUCUUGACGAUGCCUUUCCAUGUCAGGAGGUGGAAAUGGAACUUGCCAUUGCAAAAAAAAGACUGGCAUGUAUACACACCGCAAGGCAUUCCUGCUACCAAAGCUGUCAGUGUGUUCCACCUCAUUUUAAGAGUUUUUCCCACAAUCCUAUUUCUCAAGGUUAUUGGUGCUCUCGCAUAUUUCCAUUGUUACCAUGUUAUAUCCGAAGUUUUGAAGGUCACGCAUUGCAAUCACUUGUCUGCUUGUAACGAAAUUAUCACAGCGUGAAUCAAUAGACUGCUUAAUCUCGCAUUACACAUUAUUUACUGAGAAUGUAUGUUUGACGCUGUUGUAUACGUGUGUUUCAGAAAAAACAAGUAUUUUCCUACCUAUUUAAGUGUAAGUGUCUUGUAGUCAAGGCCCUGCAGUGAACGGCACAACUCUUUCUCAAGUGCGUUUGAUGGUACUCCAAAAGUUGAGGUGAACAUUGAACGAAGAAAUGUUGUUUUUAACUUUGAAUUUUAUUAUGUUUUAUUUAUUCAACGUUUUAUUUUGCUGGAUGAAUUUUGUUUGCACAGCAUUAUUGUAAGCUAUUCGAUGAAUCAAAAUGAGAGCAGUGUUCUGUAAGUGUGGACAUGUUGGCUAGUUUGUUUGGUUACCUGCAGUAAUAAUCAGAAGCCAAGCGCUUGGACAUCGCUAUUGGCUUAUGCUUUCUCCUGUAAGUAAAAACCCAUGUGCCUAGCAGAGGAGGAAAACCAGAAUUCUCUUUUUCCACUUUGAAGGCCUUUGGCCAACUGCAUAAAAUGACCCUUUGAUUCACACUGAUAUCCAUUGAAAGCUAUGGGGAAAUGUCGCUUUAAAAUAGAUAUUACGCAACUGACCAAUAAUACCCAAAAGUACUGUAUUGGUCAAUGUAAUAAUUUUACCAAGACAAGAAAGAAAGAUCCAGUACCAAAUAUAUAUUUCCAAAUUUAGUGUUGGGAACCAAUGAUGUUAAGUGAUGAAGGGCAUGGUUUUUUCUCUAACCCAUUUGCUUAUUCAGACUAAAUCCGCCUCACGACUGCCAUUUACACUGCCGUACAAUAGCAAUAUAUACAAUGGGCAGGCAUUUUUUGGCAGUGGCACCUUUUUUGGGCAUUGUUAUCAAUGCCGGAGGUGUCUUUGGCCUGUGCUUGCACACCAUUGCCAGCUCAAUCCAUUAAUUUAAUGCUUCGUCAAAUCCUAGAAAGCCAGCUCCAUUAUAUGUGCACAAGUUUAUCCAUACGUUACAGCCGUAACAUAAACGAUUGGUUAAUACAAUUGGAGAAAAUGCUGCAUUUGUAUGGCAGCAACGAGAACGGCAAAUGGGUAAGUUUGUUAUUACGAGUAGCUCAUCUUUUAGGUUCUUAAUUCGUUUCACGCAGUAGUGGACGGUGUUUUUUUUCUUUGCACAUGCGGUACGUGCAGUGUAAGCCUCACAUUUCAUCCUGGUUUCAUUGCAUGGCCCCGUGUCUGCUUGUGAUGUGCAAUUUUCUGUCCCGUUGCAUUUUGCUCGUGUGGCUAACUUGUUCUACUGCAGGUGGAAGCCUGUCGUCGUUGCGUCUGGUCGUUGGUUAUUGCCCAAAUGAGUGCUCCAGUUGCUAAUGUGGUUCUAUUGUAACUCCUGCAGAGUCCAUUUAUAGGAGUUGGGUGAUGGAAUUAGAAUUGUUAUAGCUGAAUGUUUGAUAUUUUUAUAACGUCGUUACUGCUGAAAUGUUAAAAGUAAAUAUGCGACAAUUAUAGAAACGAUAAACUGUUGUAAUUGACAUUCAUUUUGUGAAAAAGUAUUACUAUAUAUGAAGUGAAGCAAGUGAGUAAUCAGCAAUGGUUGUUAACGUGUGUGAAUCUCAUCCCCACAGAAAAUAGACGUCUCGGCAUUUAUUGUGGUAAUCUGUAAAAAAAAUAUAUAGGGCUUCAGUGCUUGAGCCUGGCAGGUCCUCUCAAUCCAUUGCUGCCCACCGAGGACUGGUGCCACAGUCAAGUGAAGGGGGCAUCUACCUUGUUGUGUGUUUCUGUGAUGAGAACUCUGCUGCCUUCAAUGCCGAUGUAGUUUCAGCCGUGUUUACGUUUUGUAAUACCAGCCCUAGGAAAUCUGUUUCCACUUAUAAAAGCAAUAAACCGUUCGGGGGAAUCGCA